AUGUCUCAUAUUGCCCAACCGGUUGAUCCUGAUCUAACUGCUAAGCUACUGGGUCGCGGCGUUGCCGUAUCGCCGAUUGUAACGGUCGAGCCGCGCCGUCGCAAAUUCCACAAGGCAAUCACACUGAGCAUGCCCGCCCCGAAGGCGCACAGCCAGGGCAUGAUCAAUCAAUAUUCGGGCAAUACGCCAACUCUGCGUCUGCUGUGUUCAAUAACAGGCGGACCAUCCCGAGCACAAUGGGAGGACGUUACCGGUUCCACACCGUUGACAUUUGUCAACGAUUGUGUUUCAUUUACGACCACAGUUUCUGCCCGUUUCUGGCUAAUGGAUUGUCGCAACAUUUCUGAUGCAACCAAAAUGGCAACAGAGCUGUACAAGGAAGUCAUUCACGUGCCCUUCAUAGCCAGAUUUGUGGUAUUUGCCAAAAAAAUAGAACCCUUCGAGGCACGUCUACGUGUCUUCUGCAUGACUGACGAUCGCGAGGAUAAGACGCUGGAGAAGCACGAGCUUUAUACGGAGGUCGCCAAGAGCCGCGAUGUUGAGGUGCUCGAGGGCAAGCCCCAGUAUAUCGAAAUGGCUGGUAAUCUGGUGCCCGUAACCAAGUCGGGUGAUCAGUUGCAGCUGCAGUUCAAAGCCUUCCGCGAGAAUCGUUUACCAUUCACGGUGCGCGUAAAGGAUCAGCACGCAGAUAUUGUUGGUCGCACGCUGUUCAUGAAGGAACCCAAAGUGGCUAAGGGCGAACAACCACAGCAACCCAUCUGCAUACUAAAUAUUGUUUUGCCGGAAGCCGUCAUACCCGAUUCGACGACAGCGUUCUCGGAACGGGUCUCUUCUGCCUAUCGCACCUCGAUGUUCAGCUUGAGCAAGCAUCAAAACGACCAUUACAUUGGUGAUAUACGCAUUGUUGAUCUUUCCAAUUUAUUGGGCAAAGAUUGGAUACAACUGGCACCAGAGAUAGGCAUAACCGCUGAUGAGAUCGAUGAAAUCAUCAACCAAAAUACCGACAGUAUUGCGCGACAGGCGCAGAGCAUGAUUCGUUUGUAUAAAGAUAAGCCAAACUAUGAUAUCUUGGCGCUGGAAACGGCGCUUAAGAACAUUGGACGCGACGAUAUCAUGAAGAAGUGCAAAAGUGGAAGACUAUCGCAUUCACGCGAAUUUGACGAGGCAGAUCUCAUGAAGAACUCCGAAUCCGUAGAGGAGCUAGUUCGCAGAGAAAGCAAGCGAAUCCAGCAAAUCAAUGAGCGCGAAGAAGUUAAAUACUCCGCCGAGGAGAAGGAAGUCGAAGAGUCAGAGUCCGAUGAGGAGCUAGCGAAACGAACCGUUGCCGAACGUCGAGAGAAAAUUGUGAAACGUCUUUCAGUGGAACGCUCCAUACCAGCCUCAACCCAAAAGAAGGAAAUUACACGAGAGAUAACCGAAAUCAAACGCAAGAGUUUGAUUGAGGAUAAAAAGGCACAUCACGAAUCGGAGAUUCUGAUGCAAUUACCCGCCGACAAUGUCAUAAUAAAAACGGCAACUGUGCCCGAGCAGGUCAUUAAAAUGAAGAUGGGUAAAAUGGAUUCGACCGAAGUGAGCAAAACCGAAUUUGACAGGGAGUUGACGCACAAGUUUAAAACUUCCGGGCGCAGCUCUGAGGAAGAAGAGGUACCUUCUCCAGACAAGAUUGAUAAGAUUGUCCAGGACAUUAGCACCGCUGAGAAGACAGCCAAGAAGGACACGGCUACCACAAGUCGAGUGGCUACAAUUACCCGCCAGGAAGCACGUGAUAUGACCGAGGAUUUCUUGGAAUUCGAAAAGCGCAGCCAACUACCAGCUGCCACGACAACGGCCACGGUACACGAGAAGUUCGUAGAGGAGAUCAAAGAAAAGACAAGUCCAGUGGCAGCAAUGACACAGGAUACGCUUAGAGAGGUUGAACAGGUCAUUAGCGAGGUUACUGAAACUGCCAGUAAGAAGGUGGAGAAUAUAAUAAGUUCUUUCGAGAGUGGCAAACAGGAGAUCAAGGAGAAGAGCACAGUGCUGGCCGGAGAGGUCGCCAAAGAAACAACGAAGGUCAGCGAGACCAUAAAACAUCUACAAGAUGCACAGUCCUUAUCUAUUGAAGAGUCCGUUAAAACAGUCCAAGUUGUCGAGAGUACAAAGAUUGACGAAAAAAUUGCUGAUUUCGAGGCCAAAAAGGUUAGAUACGAUUUCCAUGGCGGAGAACCAAAGACACAUAUACCGAAACCUGUUAAAAAAUCCAGCGAGGACACGCCUAAACCUACAGCGGCUCCUCGCGCCGCAGCUGAAUCUGACUUUGAGAAACCAUCUGAAGCAAAGGUGGAGAAGCCGCUUUCCAAAAUACCAGUCAAAACUGGCGAGGCUGUCAAGAUUGCCGAAGUGGAUGCACGAAAGUUGACACAGGAUUUUCUCCAAACUGAGCAAAAGACACAACUGCCGGCCCAAGCUGCUGCUGAGCAUAAAGCAGCUCCGGCUGCAAGUAAGAUACCUAAAGUGGAGCCCAGAAAGUCGGUGGAGAAGCCGGUCGAAAAAGAGACGAAAAUCUUUGAUGAUAUUGUUCUAUCUACUGCCACCAUAAUGACAUCUGGAAUGGCAAGCGAGCCUCCCAAAGAACAACCGGAAAUUGCUGCCAAGGCCGAAACUGUGACUGAAAAGUUAACCGAUCUGAUUCACACUUUCCACAAACUCGAAGAUAGACUAAGCAAAACUGAAAAGCCUCUAGAAAUAGCUAGCAAGGUGGAAGGGCUCGCAGGCACAAAGGAGGAGCCUUUACUUACAGCUCAACAAGAACUACCAAAAUUGUCUAAAACGGAAGACAAAGUCGCAGAAAAGGUUGCCGAAGUUGUCGAGACAUUCCACAAAAUCGAGGAGCAGAUCGUCUUUGAUACUCACAAGCAAACUCAUGAUUUCCUACGCAUGGAACAGCAAAGCCAAUUGCCCAGCAUGCCUAGUGUAACUGAGAAAAUGCUCGAGUCCAGCCAGACAUCAACAGCUUCUGAGCCCGAUUCAGUGGUAACUGUGAAGGCAGCGCCUCCCGCUAGCAAAAUACCAGUAGUUGAACCCAGAAAAGCAUUGGUUGAGGAAGCACUGAAGCCAGCUGAAGUAUCAGAACAACUUAAGGAACGUCAGCUUACGGCGGACUUCCUUCACAUGGAGCAGCAAACCCAGCUGGAGUCUCAGCCUCAAAAGACCAUAACGGCUAGCGCUGAAGCGACAAUCUUGCCUGAAAUCAUUCAGCCAAAACUUGCUGCCAAGGAACCUACUGCUAUCGCUGAUAUUAGUACAGCCAUAUAUAAGGAACCAACAGCCCCUACACCUGAGUCCGACACAAAGAUCGUUUCGGAAGAUGGCAUUGAGUCGGCGGCGCCAAUUGGUGAAGUAUCACCAUUUGCCACACGCAAGUUAACCGCCGAUUUCCUAACUAUGGAGCAACAAACUCAGUUGCCCAGUGCUGUUAAAGACAUUGGCUCAUACGAUAGUGAUACAUACGACAAAAGAGCCACUGUUCCAUUGAGCGACAUCAUAAAGGAAGAGGGACUCUAUGUACCGCUGCCCAUUGAACCGCGCAAGUCGCUUACCGAUGCGGAGUUUUGCAAAUAUGUGGGUGACACGAUAACAAAAAAGAUGAGCGAGGGUUUAAUCGAAAUGCCAGAUGAGCUCAAACAGAUAGCGAGCGACAUUCCAGACUCCCAAACUCCGCCACCCACACCGAGUGAUGCCAAAACUGAAAAGCAGGAGGAGCAGACCGAUCUGGGCGAGCUAGAGCGUGGUAAAUUGAGGGAAAAUGCAUUUAAUUAA
Messenger RNA from Drosophila montana, 3798 nucleotides. RefSeq names its product ankyrin-2-like. The transcript has 6 exons. NCBI's taxonomy places the organism in Eukaryota, Metazoa, Arthropoda, Insecta, Diptera, Drosophilidae. The record is from RefSeq and is a predicted model, not a curated record. Gene Ontology annotation, biological process: signal transduction. Gene Ontology annotation, molecular function: protein binding. The coding region runs from base 1 to 3798 and encodes 1265 amino acids.